Molecule: messenger RNA, 1194 nt
Organism: Gymnodraco acuticeps
Lineage: Eukaryota; Metazoa; Chordata; Actinopteri; Perciformes; Bathydraconidae
Product: protein shisa-like-2B
Exons: 3
Coding region: 71-601 (176 amino acids)
Source: RefSeq, a predicted model, not a curated record
UUGCAGCGAUGGGAGGUCGUGUAUCAGCAGAGCAGGGCUUUAAUGUGUGCCACACCGCAUUCGACAGUCCAUGUGCGAACAGUGUGUGUCGGAUAUGAGCUCGGACUGUGAAGGUUACUACACCGAGGCAGAUGUGCUCGUGGAGGGCUUCACGUGUCCGAAAGCGGACAGUGAUGCCACGGCACUUUUCUGCUGCGGGUUCAGUGACUUGAAGUACUGUUGCGAUGACCCCAACAGCUUCUUCCCUUACGAAUAUGGAUACAUGUGGUGGUUGAGUCUUGGAGCUCUUGUAGGUCUCUCUGUUGCAGCUGUGGUUCUUCUGGCCUUCAUCGUCACUCUGUGUGUCCUCUGCUAUCUGUUCAUCACCACUAAACCCAGAGGUCUGGACAAUGGGCUGCCACUCAGAGCUCCAGGCACUACAUCGAGUCCACAAGGACCAGGGCCGAGUCAUACCGCCCCCCCUGCUGGUCCUCAAGGCUUCAGGAAACACUUUCUGAGGGGGAAGCUGGACUGUGACAACCAGCCUCCGGACCCUGACCGCCUUUUCCAGCGUAGUUUCAUGGCUACUGUGACCUAUAUCAAAGUUGAGGGUGCUAAAUAGACUACGUGACAUUUUAAUUGUGAAGACCAUUGGUGCAAGUCAAAGCUCAUCAGCCCAUUUCAAUACCUUUAAUUUCUGUAGCCUGCAUUUAAAACAAAUCUCGGCUACCCCCCAAGCACGCGAUCACGUGCGCAUGGCUGCUCAUCAGCAACAACAAUGAUGGAAAGUUUUGAGAACAAGCUAUUAGUCCUGGUUCCCAAUUACCCACAGCUGUAUGAGGCGCCCAUGUGCUUGGGCAUCAGUCCUUCCCUCAACAGUCCAGAUCUAAAUAUGUCCUAUGACUACUAUCAAACAUUGCCAAUAAAAGCCGAAAAAAAUGAAAAUAAAUGUUGGCAACAGAUCAGUACCUGCGCAAUUAAAGAAAAACAAGUCAGAGAAAAAGAUCUGUCAGUGCACAACAGGAAAUGAUGCCUGGAUUCUCUGGUGUGCCUUCACUGGAAUCCGUAAGCUAUAUUGUUCAUUGCAAGAAGCUGAACAAAUGCCAUUCCCAUCAGCCUUACAAACACAUGUCAAAUCAGAUAUGAGAACUUGAUGAGAGCCAUUGGUUGCACGGCAACAAGUGGCACCUUAUGAGUGUCACCUUAUGAGUGUCA